AUGCCUUCUCAUAUUUCCUUGCUUACUGUUAUCAUCACUGUAAAGAAUAAUAAUUUCUCCUCAUAUGGCUUUGCUAAAUAUAAACUCUCUGAACAAACUUCUUAUAUUAUUAGAUUUAAACAUUUCUUUUCUAAUAAUUCGCUUUCACAAUAUUUUACAUCUGGUGACUUGGUGUUUAUUUCCGGCAAAUUUGCUGUUGAAAAUUCAGAACAGUGCAUGACUAUUUCAUAUGCUAGUAUUAUAGAUAAUAAUCUGAAUCGUGAAUUUGACCUUGCUGGGUACCUAUAUGCAUUCCCCACUUUAUGUUUUCUGUUAUUGUCAACCGUAACCCGAAAACAACGGAAGAUUUCAUCCAUUUUGGUGCCGAAUGCACUGAGAUCUAAUAUUAGAAUCACAAAUACCUAUCUUGUAUCUGGUCUUUUUAGGUUUUCUGAUUCUGGCAAAAUUAUGAUAGAAGCCACUGAUAUUGAUUAUUCAAAAAUGCCCCUUCUGACUUUUAACACACCCGAAAUUUCUUCCUCCUCUUCAUCAAAUACUCGCUCAAUUUUUGAUAUUAUAGCAAAUGACAUCGAUUCUGCUGCCGACAACUUGUCUAAAAAACCUUCUUAUAUUAAGCAUAACUCCGUUGCUACUUCUAGUUCAUCUAAAAUUUUACCUGCUUUAAACGUAGUUGAUGUUAAGGCUAACUUGUCUCUUGAAAAUAAUAAUUAUAUUAAAUUAGAUGCUGAAAAUAAAAAUAAUGACAAAGAACAUGAUUCCGAGCGUGAACAUAGCGAAAAUGAUAAUUUGUUGUGUGAAAAUGAUCAAGAAGAAGACUACCAGCCUAAGAAGAGAAAAAGAG
This is a messenger RNA of Dentiscutata erythropus, 841 nucleotides long. Lineage: Eukaryota; Fungi; Glomeromycota; Glomeromycetes; Diversisporales; Gigasporaceae. The record is from the annotation of a GenBank genome assembly.